GCCCUCCUGGGCAACGGCCUCAUCAUCAGCGCCGUAGCCUGCGGCCACCACCUGCACACGCCCAUGUUCUUCUUCUUGCUCAACCUCUCUGUUCUUGACAUGGCCUUCCUAAGCACCACUGUCCCCAAGGCCAUGCACAAUUCCCUCUGGGACACCAGGACCAUCUCCUACACUGGAUGUGCUGCACAGGUUUUUCUGAUUUUCUUCUUCUCUGGAUCAGAGCUUGCCCUUCUCACAGUCAUGUCGUAUGAUCGCUACGUGUCCAUCUGCAAACCCCUGCACUACGGGACCCUCCUGGGCAGCAGAGCUUGUGCCCACAUGGCAGCAGCUGCCUGGGCCAGUGGCUUUCUCUACGCUGUCAUGCACACAGUCAAUACAUUUUCCCUGCCCCUGUGCCAUGGCAAUGCCUUAGGCCAGUUCUUCUGUGAAAUUCCUCAGAUCCUCAAGCUCUCCUGCUCCAAUUCCUACCUCAGGGAACUUGGGCUUCUCAUAGUUUGUACUUUUUUGUUAGUUGGUUGUUUUGUGUUCAUUGUUUUCUCCUAUGUGCAGAUUUUCAGGGCUGUACUGAGGAUCCCCUCUGAGCAGGGACGCUACAAAGCCUUUUCCACCUGUCUCCCUCACCUGGCCGUGCUCUUCCUGUUUAUCAGCACUGCAGUAUUUGCCUACCUGAAGCCCCCCUCCAUGUCCUCCCCAUCCCUGGAUCUGGCCCUGUCAGUUUUGUACUCGGUGGUGACUCCUGCCCUGAACCCCCUCAUCUACAGCCUGAGGAACCAGGAGCUCAAGGAUGCCCUGAGGACAAAGAUGACUGGGUACUUUUCAGAAGCAAAGAAGUGA
This is a messenger RNA of Melozone crissalis (California towhee), 834 nucleotides long. Its product is annotated as olfactory receptor 14C36-like. The annotation marks the transcript as partial. Gene Ontology annotation, molecular function: olfactory receptor activity; G protein-coupled receptor activity. NCBI's taxonomy places the organism in Eukaryota, Metazoa, Chordata, Aves, Passeriformes, Passerellidae. Gene Ontology annotation, biological process: G protein-coupled receptor signaling pathway. The record is from RefSeq and is a predicted model, not a curated record. The transcript has a single exon. Gene Ontology annotation, cellular component: membrane.